Messenger RNA from Phyllostomus hastatus (greater spear-nosed bat), 1452 nucleotides. RefSeq names its product anomalous homeobox (gene ANHX). The record is from RefSeq and is a predicted model, not a curated record. The transcript has 9 exons. Lineage: Eukaryota; Metazoa; Chordata; Mammalia; Chiroptera; Phyllostomidae. The coding region runs from base 1 to 1452 and encodes 483 amino acids. Gene Ontology annotation, biological process: regulation of transcription by RNA polymerase II. Gene Ontology annotation, cellular component: transcription regulator complex; nucleus. Gene Ontology annotation, molecular function: DNA-binding transcription factor activity, RNA polymerase II-specific; RNA polymerase II cis-regulatory region sequence-specific DNA binding.
AUGCAGAGUUUCUUGAAGAUGCUGAGGGGGAGUGGGGGCACCAGCCCACCCCUGGAGGAGGUGGUAACCCUCGCUGGCAGGUUGUGCCGGGACCUUCAAGACGACCUUGCCCAGGUGCAGCCCUUGGUCACAGCUGUGUUGGACAGCCAGCUCCGCCUGUACCUCCUUGACAACGAGGAUGUGGCCCUAGUGUGCACCCGAGUGCUGGUCCAGCAGGGGCAGUACCAGGCUGCCUGCCGGCUGUUGGAGGGGUGCCGCGUGCCAGGAGGCAGCCAGGAGCUGGUGCAGCUUUGGAACGACAUUCACUACCAUCUGGUCAUGAAGAGGCUGGGCGUGGCCACACUGACCCCAGUGCAAAAGUUCCGCUGCAGGAAGAGGAACCCACCGCCCCCCGCCCUCUGCCCUGAGGGCUUGAAGAGCAGGAACUUCCCUAGAGAGGUUCGCCAGAAGUUGCAGGACUUUGCCUCCGGAGUGAGCAGCAACCCCAGCAAGGCUGAGCGGGAGGGCCUGGCCGCGGAGACCAGCCUGACGGCGGAGCAGGUCUACAACUGGUUCGCCAACUACCGGCGGCGCCAGAGAGCCGGCCUGCAGCGCCCUGAGCCCGCGGGGGACACGGCCGAGGACCCCCUGCAGCCCUCACGCCACCGCCGCCCCUGCUUCGGGUGUGUGCACCGGCCUCGAUGGUCAGGUGAGUGGCCCCAGGGCCCCGGUGGUUGGGGCGGACGCGAGGAAAGCGGGCGUGCUUGGUCCUUGGCCACCACCCACAGUCAGUGGGAGCCUCUGGCCCUGGCCUCCGACUUUUCUGGAGACGCGGCAAUGCCAAAACCACUGAUUCCCAGGUCUCUGCAGGGUGCUGAGAUGUACCAGGAGGGGCCUGGCCACGAUCCCGCCGCUCUGCCCCCCGCCUGCCCUGACCCUGGCCUCGGCGCACUGGCCACCUGCAGUGACGCGCUGGACCCCUCUUCAGCUGCCCCCAGGUCCUGGCUGAUGUCCCUCGCGCUGGCGUCCUCCAGGGACGUUCCCUUUCAGACUGGGCAGCUGGUCUACAGUCCCAGACUGGAUUUCGCGAUGCCCCCCACAGACGCCCCCGUGGCUAUGUCCGUCGCCAUGCUCUCGGGGCCCAGUUCCACAGGCUUCGCCGACACACCCAGCAGAGACCCCCAGAGCACGUACCUGGAGGAAGGUCCGGGCACCAGCACUGGCCCAGCAGACGGACAGGCGGGCAGCUUCCUGGUGACGCGGCAGCCCCUGCAGGCUCCGGAAUUCGUCCUUCCGCAGAGCCUCCAGGAGCUGACACCCGCCUCACCUGCCUUCCCUGGCCCUGUGCCUGCUGUGGAGCUGAGUGAGCCCCCGCCACCCAGCCAGGUGCAGUGGGCUGACAGCCAGGCCUCCAGCGAUGCCUUCUGGGGGGCCAGGAUGCUCCUUGAGCUGUCGGGAGGCAGCCUGGGCUGA